This is a messenger RNA of Sebastes umbrosus (honeycomb rockfish), 1070 nucleotides long. It is a transcript of the gene pno1, whose product is annotated as partner of NOB1 homolog. Gene Ontology annotation, cellular component: nucleolus. NCBI's taxonomy places the organism in Eukaryota, Metazoa, Chordata, Actinopteri, Perciformes, Sebastidae. The record is from RefSeq and is a predicted model, not a curated record. Bases 101 to 847 code for a protein of 248 amino acids. The transcript is spliced from 7 exons. Gene Ontology annotation, molecular function: RNA binding.
GUUUGGGUCCUUUUCCCUGCACGUGGACGCCUGCUGCCUGUGUAGCUGCAGUCUGCUUCAUGUUUUCAGGUUUAAUCGAGUAUUAAAGUAGUUUUAAAGGAUGGACGGUGAUACAAACACGAGCCCGGAGGCAGGCGCUGCCGUGGAGAGUACAGAGGACCCGGAGUCCUUCACUCAGGUGAAGUCUAAGAAGACUCAGAAACGGAAACGUGAACGGACCGGAGGGGACAUGGACACGGAGGGACCCGGGGACAGCAAGAGACCGCAGUUUCCUCCCAUAUCCAGCGACAAGUUAAAGGGACCAGAUGAGAUGCGAAAAAUCGCCGUCCCAGCUCACAGAUACACGCCGCUGAAGGAAAACUGGCUGAAGAUUUUCACCCCCAUCGUAGAAAACCUCCAGCUUCAAGUUAGAUUCAACCUCAAAACUAGGAAUGUUGAAAUCAAAACAUGCAAAGACACACAGGACAUUGGCUCGCUCACAAAGGCAUCAGAUUUUGUUAAAGCGUUUGUUCUGGGAUUCCAGGUUGAAGACGCCCUCGCUCUCAUCAGAUUAGACGAGCUCUUCCUAGAAUCCUUUGAUGUCACAGACGUGAAACCUCUGAAGGGAGACCACUUAUCCAGAGCCAUCGGAAGAAUAGCAGGGAAGGGAGGAAAAACCAAAUUCACCAUUGAAAAUGUCACAAAGACUCGUAUUGUGCUUGCAGAGACAAAAGUUCACCUAUUAGGGUCUUUCCAGAAUAUCAAGAUGGCCCGGACAGCGAUAUGCAACUUAAUCUUAGGAAGUCCACCUUCAAAGGUCUACGGCAACAUCAGGGUGGUGGCUAGCCGGACCGCCGAGAGAUUCUGAAGUCUGAUUGGCUGCUGCUUGUAUUUAUCCUUUUCCCUCGUUGGCUGGUGGAUUUCACACGUUGAUUUGUGACCGGACACCUCAGGUUUCUCUGUUUUGAACUCAUGCAAUAAGCUGACACAUUUUUGGAUCAGCUGACCGACAACCACGAUGCAUGAAUAAACAGAGUUCAAUUAUCUCUAAGAAGAAGUUUGUGUAAAUAAAAUAUUUCAAUCCCCACUAA